Molecule: messenger RNA, 1826 nt
Organism: Oryzias melastigma (Indian medaka)
Lineage: Eukaryota; Metazoa; Chordata; Actinopteri; Beloniformes; Adrianichthyidae
Exons: 3
Coding region: 247-1044 (265 amino acids)
Source: RefSeq, a predicted model, not a curated record
GCGCUCUCUGAUUCAUUGACUCGACCGUCACGCUGUCGUAGGGUUUGCGUCCGAGCAGCCGCGUGCUCUUAUAAGCCAGACGCCUCAGUCUUCUAGACUCGUUUUGUUUUAUUUUAUUUUAUUAGACGCUCGCGGGACGGUCGGCAGCUUUUAGCCAGGCUUUGAUGUUUGCUAGCCCGGUGACUUUUUGGAAAGCUGCCCCUCAGAUAUCACCAGUGACGUGACGCGCGCGAGGACGUCGUUUGCAUGAAACUGCGGCCAGAUAAAAGCGGCGGGCCAAUGACUGGAACGACCUCCGAAGACCAUAGCUCAGCAGGAGCGGUCAGCCCUCAGCAGGUUUCCUCUAAACCCAGCUCCAAGCACACCAUGUCUCUCAGCAGCUUCCAGCUCAUGCAGACCAUUAAGAACUCUCCGGCUGCUUUCCGACGGCGGUUCGGCCGCGACCGGACAGAAUCGCUGUCCCACGGCGACCCUCUGUUUAAAGUCCACUACCUUGGCACGGAGAAGAUCUUCUCUCUGGAUCGAGAGCAAGCCCAGGACGCUAUCGCACACUUGCUGGAAGGUAUCGCCAACGGGAAGAAGCUGAGCAAAGAUCACGCGCUGGUAGUGCGGCCGCGAUACGUCGAGGUCAAGGAGCUGAGCACGGGCCGGCAGCUCACCAAGACGUACCUGCAGGACAUCGCGUACUGCGCGGCGGACGCCAACCGGCCCAACGUCUUCUUGUACAUCUGCAAGCACCAAGGCCAGCAGCUGCAGUGUCGGGUGUUCUGGUGCAGCCGGGCGGAGCGGGCGCGGGACAUGACGGCGUGCUUGGCGCGCUCCUUCCAGCGGGCGCUGAGCGACUGGCAGCAGGACGGCUCGGCCACGCUGACGCCGGGGGAGGCGAGGGCAAAACUGGUGGAGGAGUCGACCCGUUCUCCUUCCAAGAGCUCCACGCUGCCCGCCAGUUUGGGGAAAGUUCGCUGGAAGAGAAGAGGCUCUGCAUCUCGAAGCCCAAUGAGGACCAUCACCAGAAGAGGCUCCGCCUCCAAUAACUGGAACUGAACCCCCCUUACGUCAGCCUAAGCGAUCAAAGAGAGGACUGCUAAGGCCUACUUUUGCCAAGUGGCAUAAAAUGCUGCAAAAAAGCAUAACUGGAAAAUGAAGUUGGGAUUCUUCUGAAGCUUCAUGUAGCUGCAGAUCAUGACUGCUGCUGUCAACGCUGUGCCAUUGAAACUCUGUUCAAACAAACACGAGACUCACGAGAACAAAGCCCCCAACAUCGGACGAAGGCGUGUGCGUGCAAACUUGACUAGUUUUAGGCACUUUCUGAGCGGUGCCUUUAUGAUCAUCCAGCUUUAAAGAUCUUUUAAUUUCUGUGAAAUGUAUUUGGGGUCUGGACAUCGUAGCUGCAAUAAACCGGCUCCACAUGAAUCUGCAGUGUUGCUUAAAAUGCAUGAAAAACAACCGAUCGCAUUUUAAAUUAGUAGUAUUUGUUUGGGGAAAGCUGCCGGGACUCGUCGCUGUUUCCGUGCAAAACCAGGAACAAAGUGUUCUUUUUUUUUUAGCCUCUGUGGGGAAUGUGCAGCCGUGCACCUGCAUUCCAAACGCCAACUCCAGGAAUGUCUUCAUUCUUCACCCAGCGGGCCAACUCCAGUCACUUCCUCUUUAUUUGAUUUUAUUUUGUAAUAUUGCUUCAUAAAACGACAGAACCACACCUCUGAUCAUUUCACACCAAGUUUACAAAUUCGAAGCUAUUUAUCUUUUUCUGUUUCGGACCAAAGCUAAAAACAACAUAUUUUAGUUUAUUUUGACUGCAAAAUUUUCUUUGCAUGUCAGUAUUUUUA